GGGGGGGAGAGAAAGAGAGUGAGGAUUGUGGGGAUUGGCGUAACGGCUAGGCACCACACACACACUACACACACACAAACAAGGGGUCACGGGAGGAAGGAGGAGGGAAGGGAGGGGUAGCGGCAAAAGGAUCCUCGUCAGACGCGCACGCCGAGCCACGCGUGACUCACUUGCCAAGAGUUGCCUCGUAAGGUUCUCGCGGGAUUCUCCCGCAUGGAGCAGCACUCUACACGAUGCAUUUAACGCGCGUGAAAGCUCUCAGUGACUCUCAUCGACAUUCGUCUGAUUGGUCUACUUUAAACUCCGCUCCUCAAUGUGUCAAGUGUCUACGAUUGUGAUCAAAUUUUUCCUAAAUUCUUUAUGUUAAAAAGGUGUUUCUUUAGUUCUCCGGCUUUUUUUAAAUAGUUUUACUAAACGGUUCUUCUAAACAGUGCUAGUUGUUCCUAAAUGAUUUUGUCUUAACAGUUUUAAGAAAUAGUUUCUCUAAACCGUUUUUCAAGAAAGUUUCUAAAUAGUUUUUAAAGUAUAGUCGUUUCUUUAGAGGUUCUUUCAAAACCUCGAGGUGUGAUAAUUGAAACAGUGAAUUUGAUGAUAUAUUUAUUUGAACAAGUGAAUCUCAAGUUUUGUGGAUGUUAGUGUGCGCCUGUAUGGGAUGUACUGGGAUUAAAGGAUAAAUUUUCCGAUAAAGAGACCCACACUGUGGCGAUGACAGACCCGCAGUUGACGAAUAACAACAACAAUAACGAUGGCGAACCAAAGUACCUGCACAAAAAAUUCAAAAAAAUGGCUUCAACCGAAGUCAGCCAAAAUGUGGAGGCUCGAAAGGAAGCACCUGCCGAGGCACCACCACCGCCGCCGCCAGCACCGGCACCAACACCAACUUCCGAGAGCGAGAAGAAAAAGGAGGUAGCAUCCGCACAGGAAUCCGCGGAUAGUGAGCCGAUAGUCGAGGUGAAAAAGAGCGGCUACGUUUGCUCUUAUUGUAAACUCUCCUGUGCCAAGCCCAGUGUUCUUCAAAAACACAUCCGGGCUCAUACCAAUGAAAGGCCUUAUCCCUGCGUUCCCUGCGGAUUCGCCUUCAAAACAAAGUCCAAUCUCUACAAGCACUGCAGGUCGCGGUCCCAUUCUCUCAAACUUGAGGGCACCGAAGCCAACAAGGUAUCAGAAGAUUCGGACAUAAGUCUAUCGGACAGUGCGAGCAAUGGAACGGGAACACCGCCUCCGCCGCCAACUUUAGCACCGAGCUCCUCCUCAUCGACUAUAAAGACUGUUAAGACUGGCAAGAUAUAUAAACCCAAGUUCCAUACAGCUUUGCAUAAUGCGAGCAAUGAGACUGAGACGUCUUCCAAUUCCUCCAGCAGUAGCAGCUCCUGUUCCUCAACUAACAUGACACCGAAUAAUGUUAAACCAAAUGCGGAGCGACUGCAGGAGCACAUAGAUAAAAUAAUCAGCGACAAUCAGGUUAUUGUCGAGUCGGUUGAUCCACGUUUGCACAAACUCAUGCAGCGACAGCAGAGUCUAGUUGAAAUCAAGCACCACACCGAACAGCCAUUAAAUCUCUCCUCGGGCGAUGAAUCAACAAUUCGAAAACGAUGCUACAGCGAUAGUUUUGCUCAAGACGGCGGCGGCGGCUGCGGCAAAGAUUCACAGCAAUUAAAUAACGAUACUUCCAUUAUUAAGGAUCUCCUAUUAAAAGCAGGUGAUCGCCAAUCAAAUCACGACGACAGUAAUGACAGUAAUGAUAAUUUUGUCUGUCAAUUCUGUAAAAUCUCCUAUAUGAGCGCCGAUAAUCUCGAGGCGCACAAGAAAUUCUAUUGUAAAGGUGUCAUGAGUCCCAGACGAGGAGACUUUCAACUCGAUUUAGAUAAAAGGGACAACAACGAGUACGAUCCCAAGGUUGAUUAUUACAGUCUUCAACCGCUGCAAUCGCCUGGACCACUUCUUGGUAAUACGAGACUCGUCGAUGCCUACACACCGCCGGCGAAGAAAUCGCGAAACGAACCAAUGCCCGGCACAUUGCGAUCACUCGAGGAAUUAUCAAAAUUCCCAAGACCAAAUUCACUGCAAAUGUUUGGCGGCGAGGUGCGAAUAUUGGACAACUCAGGAGAGACAAAGACUAUGAGGAUCGAACCAAGGAAAACUAGUUCACCCACCAGUGAGCACAUUCCCUCCAACAAGUGUGCCACGUCCGAAACAUCAUCCAUCGUCGUCAGAUCCGGUCUUCAUUCCGGUGGGACAAUGGUGCACAAACCACCAGGUUGCAGUACACCGGACACAGCAUCAAACUCAUCUUCCAUAUCUCUACCAGAUAAUUCGAAACUAUUAGCGCCCAUUGUACCAAACAUAUCAACAACAAAUUUAGCGCCCACAAUGACGUGCUACAAUUAUCUGGAACCACAUUUGAAUCCAUUAACAAACAUCACUGCCUACAAUCCACUGACAUUACCGCAAGCAGGAAUCGCCAGUAUUCUUCACGGUGGUAAAGUAAUACCAUACGUUCCCGGUAUGCCCGGUCCACACACACUGACCAAUUCACCCUCCGUAGACAUAUCCCCCUCAACUCUAACUCCGGGUGAUGCAGCAACUUAUAAAGUGAUACCCGGCAUGCCGGGCCUCCACAUGAUUCCACAGCCAUUGAAUCUCGCCAGUCCCGUGAAAAUCCACCCUCAAAAUGUCCCCGAAAUUCCCGGCCCCCACGAUACAACACUCAAUCAGCCACUCGAUCUUGCCAACAAUAAAUCCUCGAAUUUCAAAACACCGGAUGGUAAUCGUCAUUUAGGCAAAAUUCCCUCGGAAAAAUACCGAAGUUGUAAAUCGCCAUCGUUAAUUAUCACCGAUGACGAUCGUCACUCCAAGAAUAAUCCUAUCAGUAACAAAACUAAAGAAGAAGAGCUCGCCUUCGAACAAAGUCCAAAGAUCGAUAAAGUAUUCAAUUAUUCGAGGUUUGACGACAAGUCACCAAAUUCCUACACAAAAUUGAGAUUCGAGAAUAGAAAGCGACACUCGACCUGGAGUGUUGAGGAAUUGGAGGAGAGAACCUCCUCCGUCGAUAUAAAUCCAGAGAGAAAUUCACUCGACAGGCCAACGACACUCAAGAGUCCCGUCUCUAAAGAUCCAAUUCUUCCACAUGAAAAUGGUCGUUUCAAACUAAACGGCGCCAAGGUCAAGCCCGAAACAUCAUCGCCAGUCAUACUCGUCAAUCUCGACACCAACAAACCGGAAAUACGAAAUAAAUCACCAGUGAUAAAUCACGAUACAAUUUCGAAAAUAGACAACAAAGUGGAAAUAAAAUGGAACGACACGGACAAUGAAGAGUCGAGUAAUCCGAAAUUUUUACGACCCACUUCAUUGCCAUUAAAACCGGGGACAUUUACCCCUAAGAAACAUCAUGGAAUAACGCCAACGGCAAAUACAUUACCGCUGAUAAGUCCCGAGACACCGAGACAGAGGAAGUCGUAUGGACAAGUUUUUUUCAAUGGACACGCUUACACUUAUCUUGGUCUAAAGUGUUCGACACGAUUGUAUUAUUGUACAUUGAAUAGACCGCAGCCAAUGUACGUUAUGCAACAGCACAGUUUGUCAAUGUAUUCUAACUGGAAGAUUUGUAAAGAUUCACCGCCGGAUGUCGAUAUGGCCCAUUACGAUUCGCGUCAUAGACCUCAGAAUUACAGUAUUGCCUCGACUAAACAAGAGGAUAUUAUGACUCAUUCGUCGCGGCGACCAACAACGCCGAUUAGCUCUGACAGUGGAUUGGAAAAUGAUAACCAGGAGAAAGCGAAGAGGGUCAAAAUUUUCGAUGGGGGCUUCGAGAGUAAUGAGGAUUACACGUACGUUCGUGGUCGAGGUCGUGGAAGGUACGUUUGCGAAGAAUGUGGUAUUCGUUGCAAAAAACCGUCAAUGCUGAAGAAACAUAUCAGAACACACACCGAUGUCCGGCCAUACACUUGCAAACAUUGUUCUUUCAGCUUUAAGACAAAAGGCAAUUUGACGAAACACAUGAAGUCAAAGGCGCAUUACAAAAAGUGCGUCGAACUGGGAAUUGUGCCAGUGCCAACAGUUGUUUGCGAUGAAAACAUUGAUAAAGAGGCAAUCGCACGUCUAACGGCAGGCGGUGGAAACGCUGAGGAAUCAUCGUCCGAAGAUGAUGAGACGGAAGGCGACGAAAGUGAGGAAUCCGGCAGCGAGGAACAUGAAGCGGCCCAAAGUCUCUUGAGUCUCUCCCAACGUACUUCCGGUCGACUACCAGGUCUCUUGCCAUCGGGCAGACCAAGGACAUAUCCAUACACACAAACACUUCCCACUAGUUCAGUGACGACAAGUGUAAUUUCAACAGUCGUCAGUUGUUCCACUUCAACGACAAUCGUGUCCCAAGGAACAUCAUCAGUCAUUCAUAAUGAACUCUCGAAUAGAUAUUACUUCCCCUCGAAUCGUUCAUCAUCCGAGGAAUCACGAUCAAGUGUCAUUCAAUCAUCGAUAAAGAAUGAAUCCGACGUGGAAAUGGAAUCAGCCAGUGAUAAUUCGAAUACACGACACUCAUCAUCAUCAGCAUCAUCAGCAUCAUCAUCAUCAUCAGCAGCAUCCUUAUCAUCCUUAUCAUCAUCACAGCCAAUGGAUUUGACCAUAAAACAAAUUUCACAAUCCCCCACACAACGAGCAAAGCCAAUGGAUAUUUUAACACCAGUCUCCGAACCUGUUCUCCUGCAAACAAUCGUCCAGAGUAUGGAGAGAUUACCACUUCACGGCAGAGAAUGGAAACCAGAGACUGAUGGUCACAUGCUUCAGGCUUAUCUCACCGAGAGACACGUAAUGGACAGUAAGAUGAAGGAGCAAUAUCGCGUGGGUAAAAUUGACAAGCAUAUCAAGGAACGGGAAUUAUACUUACAGCAGCAUAAUUCAAAUCUCAGCGUUGAAUCUCAUGGUGUACCAACAGUAACAUACACUGAUCCGACAAAAUUACAACAACCCACCGUUCUCGAGUCAAGAAUCAAGAAUAUGUCGAAGCAGGCUUCGGACGAUAUCAAACACGAAAUCAGAGAGAAGAUUUAUCUGAAUAAUCUCAACGUUGAAAGGCGUCCAUUUGAUAUUGAUUCGAUCUACAAGGAUAAGGAUAAUUUAUCGCGAUCAACGAAUUUACGCGAAUGCUUUGAACCACGCUCCAUCAACACAAUACCACCAAGAACAAUUGAUUAUAAUUUAAUGAAUCUUUCCGAAAGGCCAAAUUUCGUCAUCGAUUCAAUGAAUGAAAAAACAUUCAUUCAAGACGUAAAUAAUCGACCCAAGAAUGACGUCGAUCGUAAUUCAAUGUUCAAUGCAAUGAAAAUGAUGAGGGAAGUCGAGAGACCGCAAACAAAUAGAUCUCACACACCAGAUUUAAGGAACAAUGAAAUUCGACCACCGAGUCGUGAGAUGCGUAACGUGAAUCAAGAUUUUAGAUCGACGAUGACGACAACGACGACGACGACACAUCCUAGAACAAAACAAGAAUUUUCUGGCCAAAUGGAAAUUGAGGCAAGAUCACCGAAUAGAGAGACGAGAAUGAUUGCUGAAUAUAGAACGACGCCGGAAACUGUUUUACAACCGGCAUUACAUGAGUCGACGAAUUUACAUCAGGAAUUACCAAGAACACAGGGAAUGGAUAUUCGCGUUGGAGAGAGAUUUGAUUCAAUUGAAUUGACCAAGCAGAGCAUUAACGAGAGUAUUAAGCAUUCGAUGCAACGAAAAAUGGUCGUUGGUGGUCCGCCCUUUAGGAUUCCAUCGUCAACGGGAGGUAAUUCGAAACCUCAAGCGGAAUUCCUGCAGCCGUCGAGUGGUCCAACGCCAAAUUACGUUAGUGUAAUGGAGGAUGGUCGUAGUGUUUGUGGAAUGUGCAAUAAAGUCUUCAGCAAGGACGCAAAGGAAAGUCAUUUAAGGUUGCACAUCAACAUUCAUUAUUUCGAGAGGCCAUUCAGGUGUGAAAGUUGCGCAAUUCCUUUCAGAACAAAGGGCCAUUUAACGAAGCAUCAACGUUCUAUUUCUCAUCGUAACAAAGUUAGUAUGACUUCCACUUUCGGAGCAGCUACCAGCAGCAAUCCAAGACCCUUCAAGUGCAACGAUUGCAAAAGUGCAUUUAGAAUACAUGGACACCUGGCUAAACAUUUACGUAGCAAAAUGCAUAUUAUGAAACUCGAAUGCCUAGGAAAAUUACCCUUUGGAACUUACGCCGAAAUGGAACGAUCUGGUAUCAAUCUCAACGAUAUUGAUACCACAGACUGUGAUAAUAGUCUUGUCAGUCUUCAGUUGCUGGCCCAGAAGCUGUACGAGAAAGAUCCAAGUAAAAUGGGUCAAUGGGAUCCGGAAUCGGCUGCUAAUCAAAUAAAUAAUAAAGGUGAAAAUUCAUGUGACGAGAGCGAUGAACUACCAUCAUCACAUUCAAUUCAUUCAUACCAAUCGUCUCAAAUUGUCCCCGAUGCCGAGGCAUCACGAACAUAUCAUGUGCCAAUUCACGAGGAAACAAAAACCCUUACGUUCAAGUGUCAAAUUUGUUCUGUAUCAAUGCAAACAUUAAAUGAAUUGCAAGUUCACUGUUUUGUCGAGCACAAUAUUGAAACCGAUACAAGGGAUAAGGAUGGAAUAAAAUCGAGAUUCAUCGACGAAAUACCAAUUCGACAAAAUGACAGUGCAAAGAAACUAGAAGAUAUAUAGUGACAAAAUAUUUCAAUACUGAAUAUUUUUUUUAACUGUUGUGCAGUUUCAAAA
Molecule: messenger RNA, 6735 nt
Organism: Leptopilina heterotoma
Lineage: Eukaryota; Metazoa; Arthropoda; Insecta; Hymenoptera; Figitidae
Exons: 9
Coding region: 706-6681 (1991 amino acids)
Biological process (GO): regulation of transcription by RNA polymerase II
Cellular component (GO): nucleus
Molecular function (GO): zinc ion binding; RNA polymerase II cis-regulatory region sequence-specific DNA binding; DNA-binding transcription factor activity, RNA polymerase II-specific
Source: RefSeq, a predicted model, not a curated record